Messenger RNA from Panonychus citri (citrus red mite), 2952 nucleotides. RefSeq names its product V-type proton ATPase 116 kDa subunit a 1-like. Bases 184 to 2721 code for a protein of 845 amino acids. Gene Ontology annotation, cellular component: vacuolar proton-transporting V-type ATPase, V0 domain; plasma membrane; vacuolar proton-transporting V-type ATPase complex. NCBI's taxonomy places the organism in Eukaryota, Metazoa, Arthropoda, Arachnida, Trombidiformes, Tetranychidae. Gene Ontology annotation, biological process: vacuolar acidification; proton transmembrane transport. Gene Ontology annotation, molecular function: proton-transporting ATPase activity, rotational mechanism; ATPase binding. The record is from RefSeq and is a predicted model, not a curated record. The transcript is spliced from 5 exons.
UGAUUAUUGUUAAGGUAAAUACGCCUAAUUGUUAUGGUUUUUAAUUAACCUUAAUCUUUGUUAAUUAACCUUUUCCUUAUUUAAUUAACUGUGAUAGAAAUAAUUUUGACCUUUCUCUCUUCAUUUUAGUUGUUUUAGUAUAUUCCAUUUGAUUGUGAGUUUGUCUGCAGAAGGAAAAUCAAAAUGGGCUCUCUCUUACGUAGUGAAGAAAUGAGCUUAUGUCAACUGUUUCUCCAGUCUGAGGCCGCUUAUUUGUGUGUUGCCGAACUCGGUGAAUUAGGCUUAGUGCAAUUCCGUGAUCUUAAUCCGGAUGUCAAUGCAUUCCAAAGGAAAUUUGUCCUUGAAGUUCGUCGUUGUGAUGAAAUGGAAAGAAAAUUAAGAGUCCUUGAGAAGGAAAUUAAAAAAGAUGAGAUUCCAAUGUCAGAGAUGGGAGAUAUACCUGAUGCUCCUUUACCAAGAGAAAUGAUUGAACUGGAAACAACAUUUGAGAAACUUGAAAAUGAACUGAAAGAGGUCAAUUCUAAUGCUGAAGCAUUGAAAAAAACUUAUCUUGAGUUAACUGAAUUGAAACAUAUUCUCCAAAAGACCCAACAAUUCUUUGAUGAGCAAACAUCUGAUAAAGGUGUAAGGAGUCGCAGGUUUAGUGAGGUUCAACAUUUUAACGCUGCGAUGAACACUUAUUUGAGCUCUGAAGGAUCUCCAGAGCGUUUUGAAACCGAUUUGGGAUUCUUAGCUGGUGUUAUUUUACGAGAACGUCUUCCCGCUUUUGAACGGAUGUUAUGGAGAGUCUGUUUGGGUAAUGUCUUCCUACGUCAGGCCGAAAUUGAGAAACCAUUGGAAGAUCCAGUUAGCGGUGAUCAAGUUUACAAAUCGGUGUUUAUUAUUUUCUUCCAAGGAGAACAACUCAAGACUCGAGUUAAAAAGAUUUGCGAAGGGUUUAGGGCCACUCUUUAUCCAUGUCCUGAAACUGCUGUUGAUCGGCGAGAAAUGAUCGCUGGUGUUGUUACUCGAAUUGAUGAAUUGAACACUGUUCUAAAGCAAACAACUGAACAUCGUCAUCGUGUUUUGGUUGCUGCCGCUAAACAUAUCAAGAAUUGGAUUGUUAAGGUUAAAAAAGUUAAAGCGAUUUAUUUAACGUUGAAUAUGUUCAAUUUGGAUCUUACUAGAAAAUGUUUAAUCGCUGAAUGUUGGUGUCCGGUUGAUGAUAUGGAACGAAUUCAUAUUGCACUUAGAAGAGGAACAGAGAGAAGUGGAUCAUCUGUCCCAUCGAUUUUAAACAGGAUGGACACUAAAGAAAUACCACCGACUUUUAAUCGUACUAACAAAUUUACCCAAGGUUUUCAGAAUUUAGUUAAUGCCUAUGGAGUUGCUGCUUAUCGAGAAAUUAAUCCAGCUCCAUUUACCAUAAUUACUUUUCCAUUUCUGUUCGCUGUUAUGUUCGGUGAUGCAGGUCAUGGCCUAUUGAUGGCACUUUUUGCUCUCUGGUUGGUUCUCAAGGAACAAUCAUUAGCGGAGAAAGUUAAAUCCAAUGAAAUAUACAAAACUUUCUUCGGUGGAAGAUAUUUAAUCCUGUUGAUGGGCAUUUUCUCGAUAUACACUGGCCUUAUUUAUAACGAUGUCUUUUCAAAAUCUUUGAAUCUUUUCGGCUCAUCUUGGAAAGCAUCUCCGGUACCUUCAUCAGGCUUAUAUCCGGAGACUUUCAUGUUGGAUCCCCAGAAACAAUUCACUGGAAAACCUUAUUGGUUUGGAAUGGAUCCUGUAUGGGCAGUUUCAGGGAAUAAGAUUCUAUUCCUAAAUUCAUACAAGAUGAAACUUUCCGUUCUUCUUGGAGUUGGUCAAAUGUUAUUCGGUAUAGUCCUUAGUUUCUACAACCAUCGUUACUUUGGUGACCGAAUCAAUAUUUUGUGCGAAUUUAUCCCUCAAGUGAUCUUCCUGUUAUCCAUCUUUGGUUAUCUUAAUCUUCUUAUUUUAGCUAAAUGGAUUACAUAUGAUUCCACACAAUCAGGUUGUGCACCAUCAAUUUUGAUUACAUUAAUCAACAUGUUCCUUUACAAAUAUCAAGACACUCCUUGUUCAUUAGCACCAAUGUACUCGGGGCAACAAUUUAUCCAAACGGUACUUUUAUUCACCGCUCUUGCCUGCAUUCCAUGGAUGUUGAUAUUCAAGCCUUACUUUUUAAAGAAACGUCAUGAUGCCCAGAAAUUGGCAUCAAUUCAUUCAUCUAACACCGAGAACCACAAUGGCUAUAAUGCUGAAGGCGAUGUUGCCGUUUCUAUUGAAACAGAUGCACCAAGUGCAGGAGGAGGAGGAGGUCACGGUCAUGACGGUGAAUUUGACCUGGGAGAUGUAAUCAUCCAUCAAAUCAUCCACACCAUUGAAUCUUGUCUUGGAUCAAUUUCCCACACCGCUUCUUACCUUCGUCUUUGGGCUUUAAGUUUAGCUCACGCUCAACUUAGUGAAGUCUUAUGGACUAUGGUCUUGCAAAUUGGUCUAUCGGGCGCUAAGAUCACCGGAGGUUUUACCAUGUUCGUUAUUUUCUGUUUCUGGGGAUGUCUAACAGUCGCCGUACUUUUGCUCAUGGAGGGUUUAAGUGCUUUUCUUCAUGCUCUCAGAUUACAUUGGGUUGAAUUUCAAAGUAAAUUCUACAAAGGUGAUGGGUACAUUUUCCAACCAUUUUCUUUCGAAGUGAUUCUCAAUAAUGAAAGUGAAGAAGUCGCCUAAUCAUAAUUGCUCACCUUCCAUCGACUAUAAUCACAUUUUGUAACUAAGAAUUCUGGUCUCAAAUUUUUUCGAUUGUUUUACUUACCCUUGUCACACCUUGUUCAUUAUUCAAUCUCAAUUAUUAUUCUUGUAACUAUUUAUUCAGGAGAUUUAAAAUGAAAUCAAGAGUCUUUAUUGUAUUUUCAUCGUAUGCGAAUCAAGAAUUAAAAAAAUGAUCUUUUGAUUAUCUUA